Molecule: messenger RNA, 717 nt
Organism: Anthostomella pinea
Lineage: Eukaryota; Fungi; Ascomycota; Sordariomycetes; Xylariales; Xylariaceae
Source: the annotation of a GenBank genome assembly
AUGCCUCUAAAGCUUGAAGAAGUGCGGGAUGAGCAAGAUUUUGACCAAAUCUCGCCAAUGCUCUAUGCUGCCUUUGGCCAGCCUUACAACUCACUGCGACGAUGGUUCAUGCCAGUCCAUACCACCGUCGAGGCCGCCAUUGAAGCCUCAAAGCAGCGUGCAAUCAAGAACUGGAAGGCCCACGAGAACCUGCACUGGGUGAAAGUCACAGAUCCAGAAUCCGGCCAAAUCAUCGGCGCAGCUGAAUGGGAGAUACGCGAGCAGGUAGACAACACCAACGAGCCGCAGCAGCCAAUCAACGCUCGCUGGCACAUCGAAGGGUCAGAGGAGAAGGAGUUCACUGGUAAACUCCUCACGAGCCUCAAAGGCUUCAUGAAGGAGAGAAUGACACGUCCUCACCUCGAGCUGGAGCAGCUGGUGGUACACCCAGACCACCGCAACCAAGGUGCCGGCCGGAUGUUGACUGAAUGGGGCAUCCAGAAAGGAGAUGAGCUUGGGCUAGAGUCAUGUGUCGAGGCGGUUCUGUCUGCCGUGCCCAUUUACGAGAAGCUCGGCUAUGGCAAUGUCGACGGUCUUGACCCAGACGUUUCCGUUGCCAAUCCUAGCAAAAAAUGGCAAGAAUAUGCAGCCGAUGACCUGCGAGUUGCCUUGAUGUGGCGGCCGGCUUGUCACAACUACCGUGAAGGAACGGACAGAGCACCCUGGCUGAGUGUUUGA